Molecule: messenger RNA, 1139 nt
Organism: Colletotrichum phormii
Lineage: Eukaryota; Fungi; Ascomycota; Sordariomycetes; Glomerellales; Glomerellaceae
Product: pyrimidine 5'-nucleotidase
Exons: 4
Coding region: 135-863 (242 amino acids)
Biological process (GO): pyrimidine nucleobase metabolic process; nucleotide catabolic process
Molecular function (GO): nucleotidase activity
Source: RefSeq, a predicted model, not a curated record
AAAUAGCUCCCGCGGCUCUGCAAGUGUUCCGGAACCUUUACACAAUCUCACAAUCUCAUUUGAGCGCGGGGUUUUCACAUCAAUAAGCUUCGAAUCGGACACAUCUCAGCGACAACACAACUCACGAAGGGUUCAUGAUGGUCGAUAAAAUAGAAGAAAGUGCUACGGCUCGUAAGCCAGUGUUCUUUUUCGACAUCGACAACUGUCUUUACUCUAGAAGUCAUAAAAUCCAUGAUCUCAUGGCGAAGCUCAUCGAUCAGUACUUCGUGACACACUUGUCGCUAGGGGAGAAGGAAGCCUCGAGAUUGACCAGAGAAUACUACAAGACAUACGGCCUCGCUAUCGAGGGCUUAGUCCGCCACCACAAGAUAGACCCGCUAGACUUCAACGCAAAGGUGGAUGACGCGUUACCUCUCGACGACAUCCUCAAGCCUGAUGCAGAGCUCCGAGCGCUGUUGGAGGACAUCGACACCAGCAAGGUCAAACUUUGGCUCUUCACGAAUGCCUACGUCAACCACGGAAAAAGAGUCGUGCGACUCCUGGAGGUCGAUGAUCUAUUUGAUGGUUUGACGUACUGCGACUACGCCCAGUACCCUUUCGUCUGCAAACCAGCCAAGGAAAUGUUCCGCAGGGCCAUGGAACAGGCAGGAGUUGAAAAUCCCGGAGACUGCUACUUUGUCGAUGAUUCUUACGAUAAUUGCAAGAGCGCAAAAGAACUUGGGUGGACGGCCGCGCACCUUGUCGAGGAAGGGUUGCCCGUCCCCGAGACACAGGCUUCCCAGUUCCAGAUUCGACAUCUUCGAGAGCUUCGCGACGUUUACCCCCAAUUCUUCAAGUCCGGCGUUUCAAAGAGCCAGAGUUAGACAAAGAAGUAUGUUCUUACCACGCUUUAAGGAACGAGCAAGUAAUAGACUAGAAUCUGCAUGUAGAUAAAAGAGUAAAGCUUGAAUUCCUCGACGACUAGUAGAUUUUCCUAGCCACAAAGGACUGCGCUCUGGAAACAAGUUGAUCUUUUACAGUUAAGGAUAAGUAACUUCAUAUGCCCUUACUGGUGUAGGUCAGUCUUUGGCGAAGGGCGGUGCCUCGAGUCAUCUUCGGAUCAUCCGCAAUAUGAGAAAUUACAAGACAGAAUGUCUCCG